ACAGACAGACAGACAGACUUAUAACGGACUUUUGUAUCUAUAGCUUGUAAUAGUUCAUAUGUAUGAAAUAUAAAGACAGACAGACAGAUAGACAGACAGACAGAUGGACAGACAGAUAGACUGACAGACAGACACAUUGUAGACAGACAACGCAUAGACAGACGGUCAGAUACAUGGACAAACAUUGCUACAUACAAACAGACAUAAAACUAUUAGAUAAACAUUACUGUUGUCCAUCAUAGAUAUUUACUACCAGACACACUACAUUGCUUUAGUAAUUUUAACUAAUCAACGAUUUUAUGUCCAUGUGAAGAGUGGCGGUGACAUCACACUGCUAGACAAUGGCUUUGCAAGUCCUCUCUACUAUGCCACCAAAUAUGGUCGAAUUGAGUGCGUUCGUUAUCUUCUAUCGAAACACAAAGAGAAUGAACGUAAAACGGUGACAUGUCACUACGUUGACGUGCCGUGUAAGGCUCCAAAAUGGGAGACUCCGUUGUGGGUGGCAGUGAGACAGGGUUAUGUCGAGAUUGUGGCUCUGCUGGUGACGAGUGGCUGCCACUUGGAACAGCGAGAUCCCAAUGGAUGGACUGUGCUUCAUGCAGCUUGCAAGCGAAGUAAUGUGGAAGUGGUGAAGACGCUUUUAAAGUUGAAACCUUCUGCAAUCAAACAUAUGAUAACUGUCACAUGUGAUGAUGGAUAUCCCAUCCACUUGGCAUGUCAUUUCUCCAGUCUCGACGUCAUCAGACUUCUCAUCUCUCACCAUUCACCACUCAACAAAUUUAACAGUUUUGGUUGCACACCUCUAAUGGUCUGCUGUCAGUCAGGUCAAUACCAGACUGUACAGUUAUUGUUAGAUGCCGGUGCCGAUCCUAACCUAGUGAGCCCUAUUAGUAAGAAAACUGCCAUGCAUUGGGCUGUUAAUCGUCGGGAUCUACAAAGGGUGUGGCUGCUGCUUCAAUUUGGUGGUGAUCAAAGGACACGAAAGGACGGUCUGAGUGUGACACCACGACAGAUGGCUGAACGGCAGCUGGCUAGAGCGACUAGGAAAGGGGGAGCGGGAUAUACUCCUUCAGGAUUUGUGAGUCCUCGAGAUGUGAUGUGUUUGCGAGAAAUGAUGGAUAGUCUAAACUAUUUUGAUGGUCGUCUACGAACUCUAUACGAAUUAUCUCGUGUAUCUAUUCGCCAACUGCUCGGUCCAUCAAGAAUCGACAAAGUCGAUCAACUUCCCUUACCACCUUCACUCAGAGUGUACCUCAAAGACAUGUUCUACAGGUCACCUCCUGACAGUCGAUGACACAGUUCAUGUUGACCGAGUUUACUAUCGACGUCUAUUAUAUAAACAGUUGUACACAUGAGGAAUAUGGAUUAUGUUGUUGCUGAAUGAUAAUAGAUGGUAUUAUUGCUUUAUGAGAUUUGAGCGGUUUCUGAACGUUUGCUGAUGUAAUGAGGUAUGUUUGAUAGAAAAACGUGAAUAUGGAGCUUGAUGUGAUAUAAUAAUAUAAUAUGGUAUCGUUAGAUGCUCUUACACUUGCAUACACGCCAAGUAUCUUACCAUAAACAUACAGUUGGAUAAACGUAACAAAAUGUCAAAUACACACAAACUAAAAAAUAAGGUAAUUUGUUAACACAAAAUGU
Molecule: messenger RNA, 1635 nt
Organism: Corticium candelabrum
Lineage: Eukaryota; Metazoa; Porifera; Homoscleromorpha; Homosclerophorida; Plakinidae
Product: ankyrin repeat and SOCS box protein 13-like
Exons: 3
Coding region: 671-1294 (207 amino acids)
Biological process (GO): intracellular signal transduction
Molecular function (GO): protein binding
Source: RefSeq, a predicted model, not a curated record